UUUUUAGUCAGCUCGCUGUGUCGCUUCACACCUGCAGCUGUUUCCUUCACAUGAACUCAGAUCAGCUCUCCUCGUGUCUCCUCGUGUCUCAUCGUGUCUCCUCGUGUCUCAUCGUGUCUCCUCGUGUCGUGUCCGUUACAGAGCCGGCUCCACCACGCUCGCUGUACGCCGUCAACGCCACGCACUCGUCCGUGACUCUGCUGUGGACCGAGGAGGGAGUGGUGGACUAUUACCAGGUCGUCUGUCAGGCCAACAGACCGAGCAAGGAGCUGAAGGCUCGGGAGCCUCAGACGGCGAGCUCUCACGUGGUGACGGUGUCCGGUUUGAUGCCGUCCUCCACCUACAACUGCACCGUCACCAGCUUCAGCUACAGCACGCCCAGCAAGCCCGCACACAUCACCAUCACCACCGUCGCUAAAGAGAUGAAUCCCAGCGUAGCAGCUAUCUCUGCUCUGGUCGUCCUCAGCGUUCUCCUCGUCAGUCUGCUCGUUCUCUUUUUGCUCGUCCUCCGAAAGAAACACCUGCAGAUGACCAGGGAGUGCGGCGCCGAGACCUUCGUCAACUUCGCUUCGUUUGAACGAGACGGGAAACUCCCGUAUAACUGGCGAAGAAGCCUCUUUGCCUUCCUUACCCUACUGCCAUCCUGCCUUUGGACUGACUAUCUUUUGGCUUUUUAUAUUAAUCCUUGGAGCAAGACGGCGUUAAAGAAACGGAAACUGACGAGUCUUGUGCAGUUGGAUGAUUUCGACGCGUACUUCAAAGAGAUGAGCAAAGACUCAGCGUACAAGUUCUCUCUGCAGUUUGAGGAGCUGAAAAGCGUCGGGCUGGAUCUUUCCCAUGAUGCAGCUGACCUGCCCGUCAACAGGCCGAAGAACAGAUACACCAACAUCCUGCCCUACGACUUCAGUCGAGUCAAACUGAUCUGCAUGCACAACGACGAAGGCUCGGACUACGUCAACGCCAACUACAUCCCUGGCUACAAACACGCUAAGGAGUACAUCGCCACUCAGGGCCCGCUGCCCGAAACACGCAACGACUUCUGGAAGAUGGUGCUGCAGCAGAAAUCUCCGAUCAUCGUCAUGCUGACGCAGUGUAACGAGCGACGGAGGGUGAAGUGCGAUCAUUACUGGCCGUUCACAGACGAGCCGGUCAUGUACGGUGAGAUCAGCGUGGAGAUGCUGUCGGAGUCGGAGUCUCCUGAGUGGACCAUCAGGAAGUUCAGACUGGGCUAUGCCGAUGAGUCUCAGGACGUCCUCCACCUGAACUACACCUCGUGGCCGGAUCACGGCGUCCCCACGGUCAACGCCAUCGAGAGCAUCCUGCAGUUUGUCCACAUCGUCCGACAGCAGGCCAACAGGACCAAAGACCCGAUCGUGGUCCACUGCAGCGCCGGCGUGGGUCGGACGGGGACGUUCAUCGCUCUGGACCGCCUCAUGCAGCACAUCAGAGAACACGAGUUCGCCGACAUCCUGGGGAUGGUGUCAGAGAUGAGGUCACACCGCCUGUCCAUGGUCCAGACUGAGGAGCAGUACGUGUUCAUCCAUCAGUGCGUCCUCCUCAUGUGGCAGAAGAAGAAGCAGCAGUCCAUCACCUCUGACGUCAUCUACGAGAACGCCAGCAAGACAUAAUGACGACGGCUCCUCCAGACGCUGCGAACACGCCGACCUCCUGAGCUUCAGGCAUCCAUCCUGUCAUCAUCCAAUCAACACCACGGGAUGGAUCUGCUUACGGAGCCUUCACUGACUGACCCACAUGUUGAACCACAAACCCCGCCCUCUGAACCGGACUGAUUCACGUCAACGUGGGAGGAGGAGUUGGAGGAGUUAACGAGCUCCGUGCUGUGAUUGGAUGUCUACACUGUGUUCGUCCUCGUUCAUACGACGUGAGGCAGCGAGUCGGUGGAGCCGAGUCGGCAGUUUUUCAUUUGGACUUUUAAGUUUUGAUCUCAGGAGUCGCUGAAAAAAAACCAGCAAGCACACCGGCCUCUUCCUCUGCUUCAAACGUUCUUCAUCCGUUAGUUUAGCGCUCUUUCAUCGUUAGCUCGCCGCUCGCAGCGUGCAGCUUUCCUGGCUCCUUCGGACGCAGGCGGGAUUUCACCGUGACACACUGCCAAACGUUACCGCAACAUUUAAAUAACUGAAAAAACACCAACACGCUAACCGACUGCCAGGACUGCUGCACAGAUCGAACCCAGCAAGCAUCGACGGACGGACGGACAGACGGCGAGCACAAACUUCACGUCCGACCCGAUGAAGCUGAUUUUUAAUUAUUCAAAUAUUCUGAACUUAAAGAGCUCGUCAGGUCCAAGACGCCCUCAAACUUUGGUACAGAACAUUUCGUGGUCGCGUUGCCCCGUCAAGGAAUCAGGUCCAUGUCAUUUAAAAUGGUUCUGGUUUGGUUCUGGUUCCGAUGCUGCUCGACUCCAAACAGACGGCGUCUGAACUUUUGAUCCCGUCCGUGAAAUUGGGUGUCCGAAUGUUUGCUGGGUCUGCAGACAAACUGAAGGUCGACGGCUGAAGGACAAACGCCUUCCCGUGGAAACUCGAGUGCCUCAUGCCGCCCCUCCGUUCUGUCGGGUCGGGUCGGGCGUGCUGAAGGCUGUUUAGACACUAGCCAUGGUCAUAGAGCUGUAGUUUGUAUUUGCACUGAGGCCUCGGCGCUGCCCGACCCAUCCUGCACUGUGGGAAGACGUAGUUUAACGUUAGUGAUGUCACUUCCUGUUUGGACACGAACAACAGAGGAACGGAUCGGACUGAUGAACCAAGAAUCUGUCCAGAUAUCCAGUUUCCCUUCACGACACUGAGUUUGGAAAAAGACUGAAAACAUAUUGGCUCAGAGCCGGACCGAGCCGAGCCGGACCGGACCGGACCGAGCUGGACCGGAUCACAAACAGAAUGAAACGUAUCAGGAUCAAACAUCCAAAAAAAUUUUAAUGUUUUGACUUCAUUCAUUUUGUUUCAGCACCUGAAAUAAAAAUACUUAAAAAAAAAUUUAAAUCAUCAAAUUUUAUUGAAGCAGUCUGACUGUUUGACAUCUUCAAAGUUUGAACGUGUUCGAAAAGUUUCAAUUUAUAACAUCAACAUAAAUGUUUAUUUGAAAUCUGAUCAAAACAUAAAAAAUCUUGAAGCUCAUUUUGAAGUUUUUGGGCGCUGAAACAAAAUCAGUUUACGAAAACGUCUGAAACUCGACAGCUGUACAGAAACGUGUCGCGGAGCCUUUUUCUGCUCGUUAUCACAUCAAAUUAAUUCAUUUAAUUUUUAGUUAGUUUUUCUACUGAACUUUUGACUUGAAGGGCAAAAGAAACUUUUCUCACUUCCUCGAUGACGUUAGAGAAUGUGAACAGACGAGCGACGGCGACCUCAGUCACACUUUACACUACAGGAAGUACAAGGGUGUCGUCAAAAUAAGAGCCGACAGGCGGGGCGGCUUUUCUGUCUUGGACACGUUAAAGGUUUUAAUCUGGUUUUGAACCAUAAAUCUUAAAAUUUAAUGAAGUGCCAACAAAUCCAAAAUGCAUCGAAGACUUUAACAAGAUUUAUCAGAGAAUUUCGUAACAUAUCAUGACCAAGACCAGAGAUCAAAUCUGAGACCAGUCUUGGAGUCUGAGACCAGAGUCUAUCAAAUCUGAGACCAGUCUUGGAGCCUGAGACCAGAGUCCAAAUCUGAGACCAGUCUUGGAGCCUGAGACCAGAGUCUAUCAAAUCUGAGACCAGUCUUGGAGUCUGAGACCAGAGAUCAAAUCUGAGACCAGUCUUGGAGCCUGAGACCAGAGAUCAAAUCUGGGACCAGUCUUGGAGUCUGCGGUCGAGUUAAACUGUCUCUAAGACCUUUAAAGGAUCUGGAGGACUAAAACUUUAAAGCUGCUCCUGACGUCUGCUCGUUACUUUGACGCACUCGUAUUCAGUCUGUAAAAACUCAAAAUGUCCGAGAUAAUGAAUGUGUCGUCGGACGCUUCAGUGUUUGUUGUAAAAUGAUUCGUCAUUGUGGCCUUGUGGUUCAAACACCUGAAGUCUUUUACCUGUCGGUCGGCUCGCUCGCCGCUCGCUCUGAAAGGUUUCAUCUCACGUACUGUACAUACUACUACUGCGUAACUCCUGUUUCUACUCGUCAUGACGAAGUAAUUCUUGUGAAAGUUGCUUUAGAGGUUUGUUUUUUAAAACUCGUUGUGUAUGUGAAUCAUCGUUACCUGAGCCAGAAGUUCUCUCAUCACGACGUCGCGUAGACGUGAUGAGAACUCGUCGCACUUUGGUACGAGCGUCGUAACAAAAGAUGAAAGCUGACAGUCGGCGUGGCGACGGCGCCCGGACGCUCAGCACUGUACACUUCUACGAUUCUUUCUUCUUCGUGUUCGUCCAACUUGUUCGUCAUUGGUGCCAUUUUGUGCAUUGUGUCACUUAAACACGGAUCUCUGUCACAGAGUUUUAAUGUGUGUGUGUUGGAACAAAUAAAAUGUUGCAGUUUGUCCUGUUUGA
Messenger RNA from Larimichthys crocea (large yellow croaker), 4472 nucleotides. It is a transcript of the gene ptpro, whose product is annotated as protein tyrosine phosphatase receptor type O. Lineage: Eukaryota; Metazoa; Chordata; Actinopteri; Sciaenidae. Gene Ontology annotation, biological process: negative regulation of canonical Wnt signaling pathway; regulation of glomerular filtration; peptidyl-tyrosine dephosphorylation involved in inactivation of protein kinase activity. Bases 51 to 1628 code for a protein of 525 amino acids. The transcript is spliced from 15 exons. The record is from RefSeq and is a predicted model, not a curated record. Gene Ontology annotation, molecular function: Wnt-protein binding; cadherin binding; protein tyrosine phosphatase activity. Gene Ontology annotation, cellular component: GABA-ergic synapse; plasma membrane; glutamatergic synapse.